AUGAGCGCCUCCAUCCAUAUACGCCUCCCUCCCGCUUCCUUUUUCCAUUUCCCGCCUUCCCCUCUCCCAGAAACAAUCCCGCCACCCACUGUUCCUCAGCCCACAUGGAAUCAGCCCUUCAACAUCCCUGCGACCCUCUACCGCAAACUUCUAGAACCGCGGGUUCCCUUGACCGUUGCAGCCAUCUAUGCAACAACCGUUGCCUCUAUGAACCAUGUCAAUAAGCAAAGGGGUAACAGACCAUGGGCUUUUAGUAAAACAAAAGCCUUCAAGAUUUUCGUCAUCAUCCACAAUGUUUUCCUGACCGUCUACUCUCUUUGGACUUUUGCUGGCAUGGCCCAAGCCUUCUAUCAGUCUUGGCCCGAUCGAGCCGAAAAGCACAACUUUGUGAACAUCGUCGAUAUGCUCUGCAAAGUCAACGGUCCCCGUGGUUUGGGGAAUGCUGCCAUAUAUGAUCGCAACGCUGAAAAAUGGACUAUGAUGAGCCCGCUAUACACAUUGGGCCCUGAUGGUGUUCCAGAUCCCACUGAUGUCGGCCGUCUUUGGAAUAAAGGAUUGGCCUUUUUCGGCUGGCUUUUCUAUCUCUCCAAGUUCUAUGAAGUUAUCGAUACCGCCAUUAUCCUCGCCAAGGGGAAGAAGAGUUCAACUCUCCAGACUUACCACCACGCCGGCGCCAUGAUGUGUAUGUGGGCUGGAAUGAGAUACAUGGCCGCUCCUAUUUGGAUCUUCGCUCUCUUCAACUCUGCUAUUCACGCUAUGAUGAUCACCCAAUUUUUAAUUGGCACUACAUUGGCUGCUUCCUAUCUGUUUAUCUCGUAUACGCUCCCUGUCCCUGACCUCCACCCGGUCGCUUUGAGCCCCCUUGCUUCCGCUAUCCCCGGCGCCCUUACCGCUGCACCAAAUGAUACUGCUGGCGGUAUGGGCCCCUGGCUCAAAAAACUGGCCCUCCGCGCAGCUGGAGCUCAAGGCAUCGCGGAGAAUGUCCUCAAUACUAAUGGGAAACUAUUUGGUAUAGAUGGAGGUCGCGCAGCACAGGCCGUGCUGGAGAAGCGGGAAAUUCGGUAUGGCUUGGAGUCUCGCACCUUUACCUGCUUAGAUACCACUGGCCAAGCCUUCGCCGUCUCGCUCAACGUCAUCUACCUCCUACCUUUGACUUUCCUUUUUCUCCGCUUCUUCGUGCGCUCUUACCUCCACCGAACUGAACAGGGUGGCAAACACCGAACGCACGUGCAUGUUGCUGAGAAGGCCGGAAUGGAUGCUUUCAAGGGAAUUAGCCGCGAAAUCCGGAACGCUGUUAUGGAGAUGCACGGCGAUGAGGGUGGGGCGACCGAUGUUGUGGAUGUAUCUGGCACCAGCACCCCACACCCCGAAGCUUACGAAGCGAACAUCAACAGCAUCAUGACGGCCAAGCAACUAAACGCUGAGCAGUGGAGUGCUUCCAUUGACCCACACCCGCGCGGACCACGAUUAGCGGCUCCCUCGUAUGGCGCCUUGACCGCAGAAGGAACUGGAGCGACAUCAUCAACAUCAAUAACACAAAAUCGACAUCACCUCAACUGGUUGGCGCGCCUGUCGAAUAGUCAAGGAGCAGCAGCGCGGUCACUUUCAAGCCACCAAGGGUUAAAAGAAGAGAACAAAGAAGAAUAG
Messenger RNA from Histoplasma mississippiense, 1647 nucleotides. RefSeq lists its product as hypothetical. The transcript has 2 exons. Bases 1 to 1647 code for a protein of 548 amino acids. Gene Ontology annotation, cellular component: endoplasmic reticulum membrane. Gene Ontology annotation, biological process: very long-chain fatty acid biosynthetic process; fatty acid elongation, monounsaturated fatty acid; fatty acid elongation, saturated fatty acid. The record is from RefSeq and is a predicted model, not a curated record. Gene Ontology annotation, molecular function: fatty acid elongase activity. Lineage: Eukaryota; Fungi; Ascomycota; Eurotiomycetes; Onygenales; Ajellomycetaceae.